Messenger RNA from Onychostoma macrolepis, 4207 nucleotides. It is a transcript of the gene rps6ka2, whose product is annotated as ribosomal protein S6 kinase, polypeptide 2. Lineage: Eukaryota; Metazoa; Chordata; Actinopteri; Cypriniformes; Cyprinidae. The transcript is spliced from 21 exons. The coding region runs from base 262 to 2463 and encodes 733 amino acids. Gene Ontology annotation, biological process: intracellular signal transduction; protein phosphorylation. The record is from RefSeq and is a predicted model, not a curated record. Gene Ontology annotation, molecular function: magnesium ion binding; ribosomal protein S6 kinase activity; ATP binding.
UUCACUACAGCAUGAGUGUGAAGCGAAGGUGGUUCUGAGGAGGACAGCUCCAAUCAUCUCUGCCGUGCCACAACCGAACCACAGCGAGCAAACGUCCCAAAACCCGCAUGUUUGGCUCUGUCAUGGCCUCCCCCCUCAUAAGUGAGCAUUAUGGAUUAGUGGAGGGGAGGCGACUGUAAAUCCCCACUGUUGUGCUGAUCUGGAUUUAAACGCUGGACAGAUAAAUUGUCAUUUGAGGAUAGUAGCAGGCGAGCCGGGACAAUGGAUACGAACAUGCGCAAAUUUACGGUCAGAAGAUGGUUUUCGGUGUACCUGCGCAGAAAGUCGCGAUCCAAAAGCUCGAGUUUAUGCAAACUAGAGGAUGACAGCAUCUUAAAGGAGUUUGAUAUCAGCCAUCAUGUGAAGGAGGGCUUUGAGAAAGCAGAUCCGUCACAAUUUGAGCUGCUCAAGGUGCUGGGUCAGGGCUCCUACGGAAAGGUGUUCUUGGUGAGAAAAAUCAAAGGUUCAGAUACAGGACAACUCUAUGCCAUGAAGGUCUUAAAAAAAGCAACACUAAAAGUGCGGGACAGAGUGAGAUCGAAAAUGGAGCGAGACAUUCUUGCAGAAGUGAAUCAUCCCUUCAUUGUCAAACUCCACUACGCCUUUCAGACAGAAGGAAAGCUUUAUCUUAUAUUGGACUUUCUCAGAGGGGGAGAUCUUUUCACACGUCUCUCAAAAGAGGUAAUGUUUACUGAGGAAGAUGUGAAGUUCUAUUUGGCUGAGUUGGCCUUGGCUUUGGAUCAUCUUCAUAGUCUGGGCAUCAUCUACCGUGAUCUUAAACCAGAGAACAUUCUCCUUGAUGAAGAAGGCCACAUAAAAAUCACAGAUUUUGGCCUGAGCAAAGAGGCAAUCGACCAUGACAAACGAGCGUACUCGUUCUGCGGGACUAUCGAGUACAUGGCCCCAGAGGUGGUCAAUAGACGAGGUCACACUCAAAGUGCUGACUGGUGGUCCUUUGGUGUCUUAAUGUUUGAAAUGCUGACUGGAUCCCUGCCAUUUCAAGGCAAAGACCGCAAAGAGACAAUGGCACUUAUUCUCAAGGCAAAACUCGGCAUGCCGCAGUUCCUCAGCCCAGAAGUCCAGAGUUUACUGCGGGCUCUUUUCAAAAGAAACCCUUCCAAUAGAUUAGGUGCAGGACCUGAUGGAGUGGAAGAAAUCAAGCGGCAUAUAUUUUUUGCAACAAUAGACUGGAAUAAAUUGUACAGACGAGAAAUCAAGCCUCCAUUCAAACCAGCAGUGGGCCGACCAGAGGACACAUUCCACUUUGAUCCUGAGUUUACAUCCCGCACACCGACAGACUCACCCGGAGUUCCACCCAGCGCUAAUGCACACCAGCUCUUCCGUGGCUUCAGCUUUGUGGCCUCUAACCUGGGUCAAGAACAGCCACUGGCUGAGAUCAAGCAAACGUCUGUAAACCCCAUUGUACAGCAACUUCAUGGCAACAACAUUCAUUUCACUGACGGCUAUGAGUUGAAGGAGGAUAUCGGCAUUGGAGCAUAUUCGGUCUGCAAACGUUGUGUCCACAGAAUCACCAGUGUGGAGUAUGCUGUCAAAAUUAUUGACAGAGCCAAGAAGGACCCGUCUGAAGAGAUCGAGAUUCUUCUGCGAUACGGCCAGCACCCAAACAUCAUUACUCUGAAAGAUGUCUAUGACGACGGCAAGUUUGUGUAUCUGGUGAUGGAGCUGAUGAGAGGAGGAGAGCUGUUGGACCGGAUCCUGCGGCAGAAAUGCUUCUCAGAGCGCGAGGCCUCAGCUGUGCUCUGCACCAUCACCAAGACUGUGGAGUAUCUGCAUUCACAGGGGGUUGUGCAUCGAGACUUGAAGCCCAGUAACAUCCUGUAUGUCGAUGAAAUAGGCGACCCAGAGUCCAUCAGAAUAUGUGAUUUUGGGUUUGCCAAACAGUUAAGGGCUGAAAAUGGUCUGCUCAUGACGCCGUGCUACACUGCAAACUUUGUGGCCCCUGAGGUCCUGAAGAAACAGGGAUAUGACGCCGCCUGCGAUAUCUGGAGCCUGGGAAUCUUACUGUACACCAUGCUGGCAGGUUUCACGCCCUUCGCUAACGGCCCUGACGACACACCAGAAGAGAUCUUGGCUCGCAUUGGCAGUGGGAAAUUUGCCCUGUCAGGAGGCAACUGGGACACGGUGUCUGACGCGGCCAAGGACAUUGUAACUAAAAUGCUGCAUGUGGACCCUCAUCAGCGGCUGACGGCACCUCUUGUUCUCAGACAUCCCUGGAUAGUGAACUGCGAUCAGUUAUCUCAGAGCCAGCUGAUCAGACAGGACGUGCAACUGGUGAAGGGGGCGAUGGCUGCCACAUACUCAGCUUUGAAUCGAUCACCUCAGGCCCCAAAACUGGAGCCAGUGCUUUCUUCCUGUCUGGCUCAGAGAAGAGGCAUGAAAAGACUCACAUCCACUCGUUUAUAGCACUCCAGCCAGACACUUGAGCUUCUACAGCUUUAAGAAAUGUCAGAGCGCGCCGGCUUCAGACAAGGCACCAGCAUCCGGAGCAAAGUGGAAAAAUUGGAUUGACCACAGAGUGUCAGAGCAAUCUCCAAAGAGCGACAAAUGAUCUGCCAAAUGUCUCUGCUGAUGUCAAGAGAUUGAUGAGGGCCAGAUGCAAACAUCACAGCUGUCGGGGCUCAAAAACAGAUCUUUCAGAACGUGAUGCUGGUUUUCUGUGUGUGCUCCACCCCUGUGGACUUCAGGAGUGUAGCAUCAUGAAGUGUGUAGUUUUAACGGUGCAUAACAAAGAUCACAGUUAUCAUUCCCAAACUGUGUGCGGGCAGUGGUCGUUCAUAACUGUUGCGACUUACUUGCUGCAGACACUUCAAUUACAGUCAUGUAGAAGAUGCUCUGGUCUAUCAUGGUGACAGUGCUGCACCUUUAGCUACGUGCCAGCAUUAUGAGCAUCUUUUGAACAUGCAUUCCAUGUACAGGAUGUAUUUGUAUGACAAACAAAUGGUUCUAACAUGCUAAUGAAAGCACAAGGAAAAUCUAUAAUGUCCCAGUUUUACUUUUUUAGUUGAUCUUUUUGGUGAUUAUAUUGGUCUUAUGUAAUGCUGAGACUACAGAAAACAGCUGUUUUUAAUUGUAAUGUUUCUAUUUUAUUUUUAUUUUUUCAUAUUGCGUAUUUGCACCACAAAAUGUUGGUUUUAUUUACUUAUUUAUUUAUUUAUAAAUGUUUUUGUUAAAAUGCAUGUUUAUUUAUAUUUCUGUUUAAUUAUUUAAAUAUUGAUGUGUUUAUUGAAGAUAUCCGCUACCUUUUUUAUCUAUUUAUUUUUAAGUGACCUUUAUGCAUAAACAUGAAACCUAAACAAGUGCCACACUUUUGCACUAGAUUGAUUGAAUGAUGAUAAAGAAAUAAAAACUUUAGAAUAUAAACAUGUCCAUGCAUUUUCACUUUCAUGGAAAUGUAAAAAUGUGUUUGAACUAGACUACCAAAAUUUGUUGUAAAGUCUUUAGAUCAACAAUCUUGAAAACAUGAUUUAUGUACUGAGGUCAUUGCUAUUACACCUAUAGUUAUCCAUCAUAAUAUUCAGUUUAUGUUAAAGUUUACCAAUGUUACAUCAUUCUUCCAUUAAAUAUCACAACUUGCCUAUACGCAUUAACUCAUGACAGUCUAUAAGGAAAUCUGUUUUCCACACAUAGCACUCUAUGCUCUGUGAAACUUACUUAAGGAUAUUCGGAAAUUAUGUUUGCAUGCCAUAAACAAUUUGUAGCAGCCUCUGAAAGAUUAAUGAUAGCAGUACAGAUGAAAAUAACCUUUUUUGUAAGAUAAAUUGACAGUCCAGUAUUUUUGUAUGAAUAUGAUCAACACCUUUUCCAAAAAUGAAGCUCUGAUAUGUAGAGAAACACAUUCUGGGCUGUUUGAGGACCUUCAGCCAAACUUUAUCUUUUGCUGGUGUGGCUUAUUUUUUAAACGUGAAAAGCUUUAAAUUUUUGUUGUUGUUGAUGCUGAUUUAUUUGUUGCCCUUCUGUUUUAACAAUCCCCCGAAACAGGUAUAUGUCAGUGCAUCAGUGCUUCUACUAGCUUAAGUUAAUGCUGUACAUCAGGUGUAGAGACAGUGACUACCAACCAAACAGCAAUAUCAUUAGGAUCUUUCCUUGCUAGAAAAGAAAUUAUACUUUUAUGCCCUGUGUUGGCUUGUAUACCAACAAUUUAUAAAUA